AUGUUCGCCUCCCGUUAUAUUCCCCGCCGCCUUGGACUGGUCGGCCAGCUCCGAAGCCUGUUUAUUCAAACCCAGUCAACGCCCAACGAGAAUGCGCUUAAAUUUGUGCCCUCAGAGUUCAAAUUUUUGCCUUCUCCUAACACUCCUACAUUAGAGAUCACAGGUAUAAAAGACGCAUUGAACAAAUCAGAGUUGGCAUUCAAGCUUUUGAGCGUAAAUGACAAAUCCAUCAAGUCGAUUCUGUUUGGCUACAAUUUCAUAACCGUGAUCAAGGGAGAGAAGCACAGUUGGUCGUUGCUGAAACCUGAGAUCUUUUCGAUUUUAACUGAACAUUUAACAUCAGGACAGGCAGUGAUAAAUCAGAAGUACAUUGACAUAUUGGGACAGCAGUCAGCAGAAAAUGAGGAUCUUGAUGGAUACGAGGACGAAGACGAAGUUGUUGCCUUGAUCAACGAACUUUUGAUUACAAGGAUUCAGCCGGCCAUACAAGAAGACGGAGGUGACAUCAAGUUUGUUAGAUUUGAUGAGGAUACGGGAACAGUAUUUUUGAAGCUGAUUGGGGCUUGUAAGAGUUGCUCUUCUAGCGAGAUCACAUUGAAGAAUGGCAUUGAAGAGAUGCUCAAGUUUUACAUCGACGAAGUUAAAAGCGUGGAGCAAGUUACGGACGAAGAACCGAUCAUGGAAGAUUACCAGCGCGCUAAGGAAGAGUACCCUCCAAGUUUAUGA
Molecule: messenger RNA, 726 nt
Organism: Ogataea angusta
Lineage: Eukaryota; Fungi; Ascomycota; Pichiomycetes; Pichiales; Pichiaceae
Exons: 1
Coding region: 1-726 (241 amino acids)
Biological process (GO): iron-sulfur cluster assembly
Cellular component (GO): mitochondrion
Molecular function (GO): iron ion binding; iron-sulfur cluster binding
Source: RefSeq, a predicted model, not a curated record